Molecule: messenger RNA, 1296 nt
Organism: Clonostachys solani
Lineage: Eukaryota; Fungi; Ascomycota; Sordariomycetes; Hypocreales; Bionectriaceae
Source: the annotation of a GenBank genome assembly
AUGUGGAACAUUGCUCGUCAUCUCCUGCUCCUGGUGUGCUUGCUCUUUGCAGUGAGCUGCCAUGAAACAAAACCAGGACACUAUCUUGUUCUGAUAAAAGAUAAUCACCAUACUACACUUCAUGAUCAUAUGGCUUGGGCCAAUAUGAUCAACCAGGAUAGCGGCUCGGGACAUUUCGGAGUCCAAGAAUAUUAUGAUUGCGCCAUUGGCAAAGGGUAUUUUGCCCAUAUCUCUGGCAAGACAGCAACAGAGAUUGGAAAACGCGAUGAGGUCCUUCACAUUGUCCCACAGUCCACAUGGUCCCUUGCAACAGCACCGUCAAAUGAAGAGAUCAUUGUUGAUAAGAAAAUCGAUCCCAAAAACUGGGCCCUUCAUGCAAUUUCUUCGAACCCACCAGAAAACAAGGGCCCAUAUAAGUAUCACAAAUCCCAGGCCACUGGAACCUAUAUCUACAUUGUAGAUUCUGGCAUUCAGUCUGACGACGAGGAGUUUCAAGGGCGCGUAAUAUCUGGUUGGGGGUACAGCGCUCGAGAUGAUCUUUACGAAGGAGUUGUCGGCGGUGAGCUACGUCAUGGCACUUUUGUGGCCGGAAUUGCAGGAGGUGUCCGUCAUGGAGUCGCUAAAAAUGCUACACUGGUUGAUGUGCAAGUUGGGCGCGACCACCCAGGAUCCUCUCAACUCUGGGGCGGUAGCAUCGCUAAAGGGCUUUGCUGGACAGCGGAUGAUAUUAUGCUACACAAUCGCGCCAACAAGUCCGUUGUCAACAUAUCACUUGCCCCUGGCCGAUUACAUUGUCGUGCUGCACUCAAAUGGCUCGAACGUCUCGAGGAGAGAGGCGUGACGGUAGUUGUUGCCGCAGGGAACGAUGGAGUAGACGUCAAAAGUUCGUGCUUUGGAAGCAACCUCCAUGCUAUCCAAGUGGGUGCAUACGACAGGGACUUCAAUGCUGCAAAUUUCAGCAACCACGGCACAGGUAUCACAGUCUGGGCACCUGGGGUGGAGGUACGAUCCGUUCUUUCUAAGGCUGUUCUCGACAGAGAGGGACGUAAACCUUGGCCCGACGACACGAAAAAAGGGACAUCGUAUGCCGCCCCACAUGUGGCAGGAAUUAUUGCCGGCUGGAUGGGUGAAACCGAAGAGGGGCUCUCUCCAAAGCAGGUCCGAGAGAAACUUGAUGAGCUCUCUCAUAAGGAUGUACUGGGCACUGACGACUUUGAGAAAUGUCAAGUCCCUAAGGAUGAGUGGGAACAUCGAUUAGCUAACAACCGAAUCGUCUACAAUGGUGCAGAUGUUUAA